AAACAAAACGCUGCUAGGCCACGCGACGUGUUCAUCUCAUGGACAGCUAACAAUCCCCUGUCACGGCGUCCUCGGAUAACCCUCUGGGUUUGUAAAAUGGAGUUCGGUCAUCGAAAAUUGAAUGAAAAAUGCAGUUGUUGCAGGCUUGCAGCCAGGAACAAGGACACAGACGAGGGAGAAAAUAAUGCAAAAGGAAACAAAAAGACGAGCUCUGAGUAAGUGGUCUACAUCACAUUGACUUGUGAGCAACCAGGGCUCGCGUCGUCGGUUGCAUAAUAAAGCUUCUGGAGGAGUAGUACUAGUUGUUUGUACCACACAGUUUGCCAGAGAUAGCGAGGGAGAGGAGGGGAGGGAGGAGGCGGCGGCGCGCCAUCACUCUGCCUGCCCUGCCCUGCUGAUCCGGAGGACGAAAGCGAGGAAAGUCGCAAACUUCAUCAAUGGCGACUCCCACCACCUACUCGGUCCGCGUCUCCUCGGAGACCCAUAAGGUCGAGGAAUGGCUGACGUCUGACGAAGCUCUGGCCUGGCAGCUGCAGGAGGAGGAGAACACGCGCAACGCCGCUGCCGACACCAGAGAAUCCGCCGGUAACGUGUCCUUGGAGGCAUCGUCACCGGCUGUUGAGUACAGGCCUGCGCAGAAUGCAGCUCAGGUGGCACGGGAAGACAAUGUUGACCCUGAUAAUAUGUCUUACGAGCAACUACAAGCAUUAGGGGAAGCAGUAGGAACUCAGUCCAGAGGGUUAUCUGAUGACCUGAUAGCUUACUUGGAGCCAUUUAGGCACAAGUGCACCUUUUUCUCGAGGAAGAAGAACAAUGAAGAAUGUGUGAUCUGCAAAACGACCUAUAAAAGCCGACAGAAGAUGAUAAGACUACCCUGCAGCCAUUGUUAUCAUGCAAACUGCAUAACUCGGUGGCUUAAGAUCAACAAGGCAUGCCCAGUCUGCAACGAGGAAGUAUUUGGAUGAACUAAGAGGCUCCCGGCAAAUACUGCAGCUUCAUCGUUGGCAGUUGGCCCCUAUGGCCCAUGCUAUGUGAUUAUGUGAGAUGAGACUAGUAGGGAUCCUUUGCUUAUGAAAACUGUUUGUUGGUUAGCACGUGCUGCUAACUGUACCUGUUUUUUUUUUUUUUUGAGGGAGUACCUGGUCUUGUUUGGAAGACGCGUCUAUGAAUCUUAAAUGUGUGGGUACAGUACCUCGGUUGCCAGUUUUCUGUCUAUGCAACCAAGGAGGAUUCCUUUUCUUUUGAGAAAGUAAAGCAGGAGUAGUUCAAUAUUAUGAUAUGUACUGUAUGUCUCUGUAUUUUCCCCAUUUCUACAUGAUUUGAUUCUGGGAAGAAAAAAAAA
This is a messenger RNA of Panicum virgatum (switchgrass), 1342 nucleotides long. Its product is annotated as E3 ubiquitin-protein ligase BIG BROTHER-like. Gene Ontology annotation, molecular function: ubiquitin conjugating enzyme binding; ubiquitin-protein transferase activity. The transcript is spliced from 7 exons. Bases 438 to 965 code for a protein of 175 amino acids. NCBI's taxonomy places the organism in Eukaryota, Viridiplantae, Streptophyta, Magnoliopsida, Poales, Poaceae. The record is from RefSeq and is a predicted model, not a curated record. Gene Ontology annotation, biological process: protein ubiquitination; negative regulation of organ growth.